ACGAAUAACAAAGUAGCGGGAGCACUGCAUAGAAGUGAAGGGUUUAGCACUGAACUCAACUUAGGGUUCUGAAACCUUGUACCCAGACGAUAGUACCAUCUCCCACUUUUUCCUUAACGCGAAAAUAUCAGUGCGAUCUCAUUGGUGGAGAGUGAAUCCGAACAAUGGCGCUGGCGUUCGAUGAGUUUGGUAGGCCAUUCAUAAUAAUCAAGGAACAAGAGCAGAAAACCCGAUUAAGAGGCAUUGAUGCUCAAAAAGCCAACAUUUCCGCUGGCAAAGCCGUAGCUCGCAUACUCCGCACUUCUCUUGGUCCUAAGGGCAUGGACAAGAUGCUUCAGAGCCCUGACGGCGAUGUCACUAUCACAAAUGAUGGUGCAACUAUCCUGGAGCAGAUGGAUGUUGACAAUCAGAUUGCCAAGUUGAUGGUUGAGUUGUCACGAAGUCAAGAUUAUGAAAUUGGUGAUGGAACUACUGGAGUUGUUGUCAUGGCUGGGGCACUUCUAGAACAAGCGGAGAAGCUGUUAGAACGCGGUAUUCACCCUAUUCGAGUUGCAGAAGGAUAUGAAAUGGCUUGUAGGAUAGCAGUUGAGCACUUGGAGCGUAUUGCAAAUAAGUUUGAAUUUGGUGUGAAUGGGUUUGAGCCUUUGAUUCAAACCUGCAUGACUACUUUGUCAUCUAAGAUUGUGAACAGAUGCAAGCGUAGCAUGGCUGAGAUAGCUGUCAAAGCAGUUCUAGCUGUUGCAGAUCUAGAGAGGAAGGAUGUUAAUCUGGACUUAAUCAAAGUUGAGGGAAAAGUUGGUGGAAAAUUAGAGGAUACAGAGCUAAUUUACGGAAUUGUAGUUGACAAAGAUAUGAGUCAUCCUCAGAUGCCAAAGCAAAUUCAGGAUGCAAAUAUUGCCAUUUUGACUUGUCCUUUUGAGCCUCCAAAACCAAAGACCAAGCAUAAGGUUGACAUUGAUACUGUGGAAAAGUUUCAAACUUUACGCCUACAGGAGCAGAAGUACUUUGAUGACAUGGUUCAGAAAUGCAAGGAUGUUGGUGCCACUUUAGUUAUUUGCCAGUGGGGUUUUGAUGAUGAAGCAAACCACUUACUUAUGCAUAGAAAUCUGCCUGCUGUUAGAUGGGUAGGUGGCGUGGAGUUGGAGCUGAUAGCAAUUGCUACAGGUGGGAGAAUUGUGCCGAGAUUUCAAGAAUUGACACCUGAAAAACUUGGCCUGGCUGGUCUGGUUCGAGAGAAAUCAUUUGGUACAACAAAGGACAGGAUGAUUUACAUUGAACAUUGUGCAAAUUCAAGGGCCGUGACAAUAUUUAUCCGUGGUGGUAACAAGAUGAUGAUAGAGGAGACAAAACGUAGUAUCCAUGAUGCUUUGUGUGUGGCUAGAAAUCUUAUUCGCAACAACUCCAUUGUGUAUGGUGGUGGUUCAGCUGAGAUCUCUUGCUCAAUUGCUGUGGAAGCAGCUGCUGAUAAACACCCAGGAGUUGAGCAGUAUGCUAUCAGAGCAUUUGCAGAUGCUUUGGAUUCUAUCCCAAUGGCACUUGCUGAGAAUAGUGGUCUCCAACCCAUUGAAACUUUAUCUGCUGUAAAAUCUCAGCAAAUUAAGGAAAACAAUCCUUGCUGUGGGAUAGAUUGCAAUGAUGCUGGAACAAAUGACAUGCGUGACCAAAAUGUCUUUGAGACACUGAUUGGGAAGCAACAGCAGAUUUUGCUUGCAACCCAGGUUGUUAAGAUGAUUUUAAAGAUUGACGAUGUCAUUAGUCCAUCUGAAUAUUGAUUGAUGUGUAGUACGUAAACCAAAGUUUGUGCUGCCAAAGAGAAGAUGGACAUUCUAGCUUUGGCAAUGCCACUCCAAGUAGUUUUAGUUUCUAUGUCAUAAUUGAGUUCGGUUUUGGUGGUUGACCAAUUGAUAUGAUUUUUGGAUUGACGACUUUGAUUUAAUUAAUGACCAGUGCUAUGAGAAGGGUUGGGCAGUUA
Molecule: messenger RNA, 1972 nt
Organism: Solanum dulcamara
Lineage: Eukaryota; Viridiplantae; Streptophyta; Magnoliopsida; Solanales; Solanaceae
Product: T-complex protein 1 subunit epsilon
Exons: 9
Coding region: 165-1772 (535 amino acids)
Biological process (GO): protein folding
Cellular component (GO): chaperonin-containing T-complex
Molecular function (GO): ATP hydrolysis activity; ATP-dependent protein folding chaperone; ATP binding
Source: RefSeq, a predicted model, not a curated record